Molecule: messenger RNA, 1491 nt
Organism: Ipomoea triloba (trilobed morning glory)
Lineage: Eukaryota; Viridiplantae; Streptophyta; Magnoliopsida; Solanales; Convolvulaceae
Exons: 3
Coding region: 168-1301 (377 amino acids)
Molecular function (GO): protein binding
Source: RefSeq, a predicted model, not a curated record
AGGAAAUUUUCUCCUGAACAUUUUGGUUGAGGUUUCAUAUAAUCUAUCUGAUGUUUAUGAAAUCUCAAUAUUGAAACCAAAUUCAUUUUCUUUUCUUGUCUAUUGUUGUUUUUGUGCAUUUCUUUCUGAGUUUUAGGCCACAACGCUAAUUCUUUUCUCAAGAGAAUAUGCCGAUGGACGUUUCGGAGGAAAUCGUUGGAUGUGAUUCUGCUCCAACAUCGGCCCCGGGAUCACCUAAAGACAGGAUAAAAUUCUUGUGUAGCCUUGGAGGAAAGAUUAUCCCACGGCCGACUGACGGCCACCUCAAAUAUGUGGGCGGGGAGACGAGGGUUAUCUCCAUCCCACGAGACAUUAAAUUUCAAGAAUUAAUGAAGAAGCUGACGUACCAAAUGGAAGGCGAGAUGGCUCUGAAGUACCAGCUAGUGCCGGAGGAUCUAGACGCCCUAGUUUCGGUGAAAUCCGACGAAGAUCUCCGCUACAUGAUCGACGAAUGCGAACGCGUAGCCGCCGGCGGCUCCCCGAGGCUGAGAGCCUUCCUGUUCCCGGCGAAGCCGAUUUUGCUAGACUCGCUAAACCACUCCGUGGAGGCCAUAGAACAGCGCUACAUUGACGCCAUCAACGGCAUCGUUCGCGGCGGCAACGGCAACAACGUCGCCGCGGUAGGGUUAACAAAGCCUCCGGCAGCGCGUCAUAGUCUCGGCCAAAACCAAAACCAAAACCACGCGGUUUUCUCCGUUUCAUCCACCUGUUCUUCUCCGAGAUCUCCGGAUGACGACGCUGCGAGUAAUCACGAUCAUUUGAUGAUGAAUGGAGGCGGUGCGUGGAGCAGCGGCGGGAAGAAUAAUCGGAUGCAUAAGGUUCAGAGCAUGCCGAGUUUCGGAAGCUUGAAUAAUGUUCAACAACAACAGCAAAGUAGUAACGGCCAUUACAAUGCUCCGUAUGAGUUUUCGCCGUCUCAUCACGUGAAUUACAGGCAGCAGCAGCAGCGCCAUGGAUAUCAGAAUGGAAGCAGGCCGACGGCGACAUUGGAUCAUUUCAGAGGAGUGAACAGGAUGGUUUCGGGUAGGGCAAUGGGGAAUCCGGGUCCGGCUCUUCAAUAUAACAACAACAGCUAUUACGCCGCGAGGCAGAGCCGUCAACCGUUUAGUAUGAUGGGUGGUCAGUUUGAUGAUUUUUAUGAGAGAAGUGAGAAAGGCGCUAUGAGUGCUUCUCAGAGUCCUCUUCGCCUUAGCCCCCGAUAUGGUCACGCCUUCAGGCCGUGGGAUGCUCAUGUUGCACCUGUCGAGAUUCCACACUUUUGAUCCAGGCGUGUAUGUAUGUAGCCGAAAGAAGUGUAAAUUACAACCUUGGAUGUUAGAGCAGCGAACCUUCCCAGGCAACCUCUUGGAGUAUUUCUGAGGCUGGGUCUGAUGAAUUUUAGAGGCUAUUGUAUUUGUUUUGUAGUUGUACACGAAAACUGGGGCAACAAUAAAAGCAUUACUAUUAUCAGAA